Messenger RNA from Nylanderia fulva, 591 nucleotides. RefSeq lists its product as uncharacterized. The record is from RefSeq and is a predicted model, not a curated record. Lineage: Eukaryota; Metazoa; Arthropoda; Insecta; Hymenoptera; Formicidae.
AUGGUCAACGACCGCGUACGACGGCGAACGGCACAAAUUACAUUUUACAUAAUGCUAUCCCUACUCGAUGCACGAUGCGCUCGUCCUCGCGGAAAUACACGUAUAAAAAGAGAGAAAGAGCCAAUGAACGAACGAUUGACAGUUUAUUGUUCGAUGCGAUUUCCGAAGAUGGCGAAGUUUACAAUCGUAGUCGCGAUCGUAGUUUUGGCGAGCGUCGGUUCGCAAUCCCAAAGGAUAAUUAGGGAAACAGCCACGGAAGUCCCAGACGCGAAUAUCGCGGCCAUCCGGGACAUCCUGCAGAAGAUCUCGAGCGGAGAGUCGAACGCGAAGGACGACGAGAAGCUCGUCGAGAUCAUUAAGGACGUGAUCGUGAGGACCGCGGAGGAGGUAAAGAUGCCCGCAGGAUCAAUCGACGUGGCCGCGAAAAAAGCGCAGAUAUUGGUGUCUGAAUUGACCUCGGCGUACACGAACGCAAUUUACAAAUCCAAUUCGUUCGUGGACGCUCGAGAGAAUUUCGCCCGCUUUCAGACCACCGUCCAGACAAUCGUGGAUUUUAUCAAGAACGGCAAAUUUCUGAUAGACCUUCAAUAA